ACCCUGGCCUUUUGCGUCUUUCUUUUCUUUCUUCCUUCAGCGUGUCCAACACGCCUAAGCCAACCAACCCAUGCUGACUUUGUACAUAAUGAAGAAAAGUUAAGAACCAUGAAUGACAUGCUCACUUAACCCAUGAAUGACAUGCUCAUUAAACGAGCAUGUCUAUUACGUGGGCUGGACUCAUGGUGCAGUGCACCCAACAAUUUUUCCUCUAUUCAAAACUAAGAGCUCAAUUCUCAAACUAGAGUCGCUGUUAGCUAUCAUGUUUCAAUCUCCAAACCCAACAUCUCUCUCAGAGCAUAAAGGAAGCUCCUUUUCGUAUUUUACAUUUGUGCUACACAUUCUUUUUGUUUUCUUUUGAAUGAUCUCUAAUGGAGUUUCUACAAUUUUGGUUUGCAAUAUUAUUGUUCUUACCAAUUGGCAACUACUCAUUAUUGCUAUAAACAGAAGUUACUGAGCACUCCCAUAUUGGACGAUGACUGGGAGAAGUGCUUUAUAAGAGAACUGAUGGCUGCCCGAAGAAUCUAAAGCUCGUGCUUCAAGAUCUCUUCAGGAGUUCGAAUUAUCCAUCGGUGUAAGUGCAAACGCUGAGACUAAUAAUGAGUUACAUAAAGCUCCCAUGGACCACGUUGGCUGGGUGAAGCUCUAUGCUAGAGAAACGAAGGAUGCCUCCAAUAAAGAUGAUGCUAUAGCUCGUGGUUCAAGGGUGUUUGAUGCUUUCGAGUCAUCCAUCCUUGCAAUUGCAAGCACUGGGAUUAACCAGAUGGUGGAACAAGGAAAAACACUCUUAACAGGAACUGCAGAGUGUAAAGAACUGAAAUUGGAGUUGCAACAGCUGAAGCAACUGGUGACUCAGAAGAGUCAGAACCAAAUUGGGCGGAAGACAUUAAAGCAAAUUGUAGAACUUCUUCAGGCAGCAUAUGUACGUGAGCAACAACUGGCAUCGCAUUUAGAGGCGAGGACUAAUGAAUUGGACCAGCAACUACAGCAGAUUCAGCAAAGCAACUCCAACCAAGCGCAGCGCUUCCAUGCACCCUGAUAUCUUCUAUUGAUUCUUGGAUACGUUAGUUUGGCCUAAUGGGUGCAUAAUUAGUAUGUUAGUUCUUUCAACUGCUGUGAAAAAGGUUAUGCUGUUUAUCUGUAGGUACUACAAAUGGUGUUUCCUCUCUUAUAUUCAAACGGUAGCUAGUGAUGAAAGACCCAUUUUAGAUUUCAUUUGAAUACACCUUUAUGGAUUACUUCUCUUUACUGCUUGUGUCCUCAGAUUUCAAUAUUGAAUCUCUUUUUUUAGUAAGUAAUUUCAAUAUUGAAAUUGAUACACAUCAUAGAUGUUUGUAGGUUUGAGUUUAGAGAUCAAAUAAAGUGUAAUUGUAGCAAUAUACCUUGAUAAAGGGAUUAGUUGGUGUUUAAAUA
This is a messenger RNA of Quercus lobata, 1413 nucleotides long. RefSeq lists its product as uncharacterized. The transcript is spliced from 5 exons. The coding region runs from base 620 to 1039 and encodes 139 amino acids. NCBI's taxonomy places the organism in Eukaryota, Viridiplantae, Streptophyta, Magnoliopsida, Fagales, Fagaceae. The record is from RefSeq and is a predicted model, not a curated record.